Messenger RNA from Sus scrofa (pig), 3273 nucleotides. It is a transcript of the gene MBD4, whose product is annotated as methyl-CpG binding domain 4, DNA glycosylase. Gene Ontology annotation, biological process: DNA repair. Gene Ontology annotation, cellular component: nucleus. Gene Ontology annotation, molecular function: pyrimidine-specific mismatch base pair DNA N-glycosylase activity; DNA binding. The record is from RefSeq and is a predicted model, not a curated record. Lineage: Eukaryota; Metazoa; Chordata; Mammalia; Artiodactyla; Suidae.
GGUGAGCCGUGGAAAUGGCGCCUGUGGACCAGGGGGCGGCCGCAAAGCAGCUGAGGCGUAUGAAAGACAUUCACUACCUUCAUCUUUUGGUUCCAGCCUAUCGCUCAGAGCUGGAGAAGUUUUCACAUCUUACUCCGCUCCUCACUCAGAGCGACGCAGCCUCUCGGCCCGUUGCUACAGCUGGAUCUCGCUUAGGGGGGCACGGCUAGGAUGGAGAGUCCGAGCCCCGGGGACUGCGGAGCUGCACCUUUGAUCACCGCCACUGAGCGCCUAGACUCAGACCGGCCCUGUGACCUCCGGCAAGUCAUUGUCCCCUUUCGGGCCGCAGUUUCACCACCUGAAAAAUGGGAGAGAGGGAGUAGGGAGGAAGAUGUUGCUCUGGGAUCAGAAAGAGUGGGAGAAGAUGAGAAACAAAUAGUGAUAAAAAGCAGCAGUGAGUGUACUCCUCUGCUAGAGGAACCCUUGGCUUCUGCUGAGUUUGAUGGCACUGCAGUGACAGAGUGCCACAAGUCUGUCCCAUGCGGAUGGGAAAGGCUUGUGAAGCAAAGGUUAUCUGGGAAAACAGCAGGAAGAUAUGAUGUCUAUUUUAUCAGCCCACAGGGACUGAAGUUCAGAUCGAAACGCUCACUUGCUAGUUAUCUUCACAAAAGUGGAGAGACUUCUCUUAAGCUAGAAGAUUUUGAUUUUACUGUACGUCCUAAAAGGAGCAUCAAAUUAGGAUGUCAAGACCACAGCAUGGCAGGUCUGACAUCCCGACUGCAAAGCAGUUCAAACCGGAGCCUCAGAACACGGAGCAGGUGGAAACAAAAUGUGAGUCCUCUGCCAAGUGGGAGUUUGGAAUUGCAAGAUAGCAGAGAACUGUCUAACUUUACCGCCGUUCAUCUGCUUUUGAAAGAAGAUGAGGGAAUUAAUGACAUUGACUCUAGAAAGGUUAGAAAGUCCAAAGGAAAGGUGACUAUUUUGAAAGGAAUUCAAAUUAAGAAAACUAAAUCAGGGCCCCGGAAGAGACUUCCAGAUCCUGUUCAUAGUGACAGGAAAAGAGAAUCUGUGUAUACUAAGUCAGCAGAUGCUGCAAGUGAGCCUCUUGCACAAGAAAGUCAGACAGAGAGAACUUGCUGUGUCUCAGACAUCAGAGCAAGCGACAAGACCCUCUGUGUGACCCAGGAAGAGGAGAGGCUUGGUCAAGAAGAAUCACUGAGUUCAGGAUCAAAGUUUGAACAAUUCACUUCCGGCAUCAUCAACAGAUUUUGUUUGACCGAAGAAGCUGAACACAACAAGAAGUAUGAGGAUACCUUUUUAGAAUCUGAGGAAGUAAGAAAAAAAGUAGAAGUUGGGGAAAGGAAGGAGCAUCUGCAUAUUGACAUUUCAAAAGAUGGCUCUGAAAUGGAUAGCUGCUCACAAACUGAGAAAGACUCUACUGUGAAGAUACUUCAAGAAGAUACCAUCCCACGGACACAGGUAGAAAAAAGGAAAACAAGCCUGUAUUUUUCCAGCAAAUAUAACAAAGAAGCCCUUAGUCCCCCGAGACGCAAGGCCUUCAAGAAAUGGACGCCUCCUCGGUCACCGUUUAAUCUUGUCCAAGAAACACUUUUUCAUGAUCCAUGGAAACUCCUCAUUGCGACUAUAUUUCUCAAUCGCACCUCAGGCAAAAUGGCAAUCCCUGUGCUUUGGGAGUUUCUGGAGAAGUAUCCUUCUGCAGAGGUAGCAAGAACUGCAGACUGGAGAGAUGUUUCAGAACUUCUUAAACCUCUUGGUCUCUACGAUCACCGAGCAAAAACAAUUAUCAAGUUUUCAGAUGAGUAUCUGACAAAGCAGUGGAGGUAUCCGAUUGAGCUUCAUGGAAUUGGCAAGUACGGCAAUGACUCUUACCGAAUUUUUUGUGUCAAUGAGUGGAAGCAGGUACACCCUGAAGACCAUAAGUUAAAUAAGUAUCAUGACUGGCUUUGGGAAAAUCAUGAAAAGUUAAGUCUAUCUUAAAACUCUGAAGUUUUCAAACUUGUUUUUUAUACAUUGCUUCGCGUUUUGAUUCUUAAAAAUUCCAUUAAGCAUGACCGACUACCUUUCCAAGUGUAUAGAUUUUAAUCAGCCCAAUUGGAAACCUAAUGUAUGUUUUCUUAAUGUGUGUACCACUGGUAGAUCUUUGCUACUGAAUGUGCUAGACCAUGUUUGGAAAUUGUUUUUAUAAAAUAAAUUAUUUGACAACAGUCCUAAAAAUGUAUAUGACUUUUCCAAUAAUGCAAUGUGAUUUGAAGUUGAAAAAAAACUUUUCUAAGGUAUUAAUAAAACAAAGCAAAUUUCCAACAUUUGUGCUUAAGGGAAGAUUAGACUUUCUGUUCUCAUUCUGUAGAAGAUAUUACGCAGUUGUUAGAUGAAGCAAAGUUUUCAGUCACAUGUAAGAAAAGACAGAGUAUAUUAGGCAAUUAAUUAAUAACAAUAUUUUUAUUAAACAACACUAAGCCCCAAAGCAAAAUAAGUUUAUUUUGUCAUCAUGUGUUCUUGAUGAUGCUCUGCUGGCCUUUAGGAAUUAGAGAUUUGACCCAGCACCCAUUUGAUAACUGAAUGUGAAUAUCUGUCUGCAGUUGUUUCAGAGUGUUCACUUCUGGCUCAUGUACCUUGUUCCCUAUAUGAAACGAGCAUUUACCCAUCUCUCGUCUUCCAGCUGGAGUAUAGGACCUUUUUCAUUUUAUGCCUUUUUUUUUUUCUCCCCAGGGCCACACCCGUGGCAUAUGGAGGUUCCUAGGCUAGGGGUCUAAUGGGAGCUACAGCUUCCGCCUACACCACAGCCACAGCAACAUCAGAUCUGAGCCACAUCUGCAACCUACACCACAGCUCACAGAAAUGCCGGAUCCUUAACCCACUGAGCAAGGCCAGGGAGCGAACUUGUAAUAUUAUGGUGAAAUAAGAGUUUUAACCAAGGGACAAACCCCCCCUCCCCCCGGCUGAAAAGGCAGCUGCGAACCUUUUCAGUUAUGCUCACCUCAUACCAUCCUUCUUGUAAUUAGCUAGCAACUAUGUACCCUAUGUCCAAGCCAGCAGCCCUGCUAAUCCUGUUCCAAGCAUUGCUUAUCAGUUUCGCUUCCUAACCUUUCUUGCUCAGUUUCUUAGGGAGGAAAACUGUCUGCUCCGGGAAGGGGGAGGUCUGGGGCUGCUUACAUGGGGAAAACAAGACCUUUCAUUGUAUAAAAGUUGCUGAGAACAAAAACCUGGUGCUAAGACUCUGGAGGUGACUCUUCUGAGCCCGCAUCGGUGGUGAAUAAACCUUGCUUUUUCUCA